Messenger RNA from Trichosurus vulpecula (common brushtail), 2238 nucleotides. It is a transcript of the gene CCDC170, whose product is annotated as coiled-coil domain containing 170. The record is from RefSeq and is a predicted model, not a curated record. NCBI's taxonomy places the organism in Eukaryota, Metazoa, Chordata, Mammalia, Diprotodontia, Phalangeridae. Gene Ontology annotation, biological process: microtubule cytoskeleton organization. The transcript is spliced from 11 exons. Gene Ontology annotation, molecular function: microtubule binding. Gene Ontology annotation, cellular component: Golgi apparatus. Bases 16 to 2238 code for a protein of 740 amino acids.
GCGUUCUGGCCAAGCAUGAGCCGAGGCAGCAGCAGCGGCAGCAGCGGGGCUAGCUCGCGGCCCGCCUCCACCUGCUCUAGGCUCUUUGAGAUGACUAGCAACGCAGCCUUCCAUGCCUUCUCUCCAGGAGCUGCGCCCGAGGGGGAGACUCUCCAGGAUCAUCUUUUAGAUGUCCCUGUCACUCGUGAGCAAUUAAACCACUAUCGUAAAGCUGCAGAAAAUGCCCGCAGUGAACUUGCUGCAUCUCUGGUCAAAUUUGAAUGUGUUCAGUCUGAGCUUCUGGAUCUCCGCUCUAAGAUGUUUUCUAAAGAAGUCUCAUGCCAGGAGUUGAAGGCUGAAAUGGAGAGCUAUAAAGAAAACAAUGCAAGACAGUCGUCUCUUCUCAUGUCAUUGCGAGACAGGGUUCAGGAGCUAGAGAAAGAAUCCGCAGCACUUGCCACAUCCAAAAUGAGAACAGAAAUAACAGCUAAUGCUGCAACCCAGGAGAACCAGGAAUUGAAGAAGAAAAUCACAGACUUAGAAGCUAAAUUAAAAAAGUUUUCAAAAGAAAAUGAAGAAAGCAAGAACCAAGCAGCUAAGAACAGCGGGAAAUUCGAGGAAUUUCUAAUCCAACUUUCUGGCUGCUUAGAAAUGGACAUGAAGAACGAAGAGGAAUUUCAGGAGCAUUUAAUUUCGAAGGUUAGGGAGCUGCAUAAAGAAAACGCACUUAGGAAAGAACAGGUUGUUACUCUUGAAGAGACUAUAAAUGUCCAUGAGAUGGAGGCAAAAGCCAGCAGACAGACCAUCAUGCGACUGGUUUCAGAAGUAAACAAAGAGCAGAAAAAAACUGCCUCCUGCAUUGAAGAGAAAGAAAUGCUGAACAAGGACUUGACCAAUGCUGUGGAAGCAAAACAGAGUUUUGAGAGGGAAAUCAAGAUCUUACAAGAAAGAUUAGCUAUAGGCCAGAGGGCUUGGGAUGCCACUAAAAAAGAGCUGAGUCGCUUGAAGAAAAAUUCCUGUGAAACAGAAGAGAGUUUGAAGAACAGCAUGGAGGAAGCAAAGACCUCUCAGAGCCGUUUCUGUUUAUUUGUGGAGCAAAUUGCUGACCUUCUGAGUAGAAACUCAGUGAUGGUUAAACCUUCAAAGGAAGAUGUAUUGGACAGAAUACAGGAAAUGAGUAAGCAAGAAGACAACAGGAAACAAAUGGUUUCCCAGCUUGAAGCCCAGAUAGCUAAACUGACUGAACAAUUGGAUAAUGAAACUGGACUUCACCAGAAAGCUCUGCAAAGGGCCCAGAAAGCAGAAAAGCAUUUUGAGAAUCUUCAGGGUCAAUUGACGCACCUGGAGGGGGAGCUGGUGUCUGGAGAUGUUCUGUUAGACAGUUUGAGCCUUGAGAAACAAAAAUAUCUUAAAUUUGUAGAUCAGCUUUCAGAGAAGAUGAAGCUAGACCAGAUGGCUGCUGAACUUGGCUUUGACAUGCGGUUGGAUGCAGUUUUAGCUCGUGCAGAGCAGCUGGUCCGUCUUGAAAGCAAUGCAGUUAUUGAAAACAAGACCAUGGCCCAUAGCUUACAGAGAAAGCUAAAGGCUCAGAAAGAAAGGCUGGAGAGCCGAGAACUGCACAUGAACCUUCUACGGCAGAAAGUAAUUCAGCUGGAAGAGGAGAGGCAGGUUCGCACAGCCUUGGCUGUGGAGAAGGAUGAGGCCAACCUUACCAUCAGAAAACUGCAGAAGAUGGUGGAAAGGUUACAGAAGGAUCUGAGAGUGUCCCGGGAAUCUAAUACUGAGCUCAAAGCCAAACUCUCAGAUACCAAUGAGCUCAAGAUUAAAACCCUGGAGCAGACCAAAACCAUAGAAAGCCUAAACAAAUCCAGGGGUAAACUGGAGAAGAUGAAGGAGAAGGUAGAGAAACAGUUGAUAUCUGUUAAAUCAGAGCUGGAUAUAACUGAACAUGAAGCAAAGGAGGAUAAAGAGAGGGCUAGAAACAUGCUAGAUGUUGUUACCAAUGAAAUGAAGACACUGAAGAACACACUGGAAGAAACAACUAAAAGAGAGAAACAGCUUGUAGACUUCAGGGAGGUGGUAUCACGGAUGUUGGGCCUAAAUAUUACCAGCCUUGCUGUCCCUGACUAUGAAAUCAUCAAAUGUCUUGAAAGACUCAUCCAUUCUCAUCAGCAUCACUUUGUUCCCUGUGCCUGCCUUAAAGACAUGACUACUGGACAAGACAGAUCCCCACAGGACCACUUAAAACUUUUACACUGA